AUGGAUUAUAGUAACUGUGCGGAGAACUUUACGAGCACGAAUGGAAGUUGCCAAGUCUUCUUGGAAAUCAUACGUGGAAUUUCCGCAAGCCAGGUAGAAAACCUCCUUCGAAGUUCCAUCCUUUUAUCCAUAGAAACCGGACUCUAUAGGUCGACGGCACACUACAGCGUUAAUUGGGUGCAGACGCUGAAUGUCAAUGCUGUCCAACAGUCGGGUGUCGACGCUGAAUGGGACCUUUUUUACGACAACCAAUCGGAUCUGGCAUCAUUUCCUCCAGAAGACCUGGGCCUCACCCCCGCAUUGCAGUACCUGCCUAUCAUCAAUUAUCUAUUGAGCGACGUGAUUGUAUUUUGGAGGGCGUGGAUACUAUGGAAUCGUAAUCAGUGUAUUGCGAUUCUGGCUGGCAUAUUGAUUACUGGGACCGCAGUAAGCGCCAUUGUCAGUGCACAAUCCAUCCGGAUGGAAGGGGACUUGGUAACGGACCAUCCUCUGAGCCCAAGCUUCGAUGGAGACAUCUUUUUUCACGAGAUGGUGGUCGGUCAAUGGGUAGUAUGGGCCAUGUCGCUGGGAAGCAACAUUUUGGCCACUGUUUUGAUCGGGUUCAAGGCCUACUUAGCGUCACACAGUCAGCAUAGAGCGUUCCUUGAAGCACACUUGAAGGGCGUAAAUCGUAGGAUGAAGACGGAAGCAGUUCUUGUGCUGCUCGUCGAAUCUGCCGCCCUCUACUGUGGUGUAUGGAUCUUGUACAUCGUCAGUCAAUUGUCGGUCAACGAAGAGCAGAUCGUCAUAGAUUCAGAAACGCUGUCGUUCGCUACGAUUACGUUCAAUGAAGUUAUGCCAUCAGUACUGGCUCAGAUGGCGGCCCUAUAUCCGACGGCAGUCAUCGUGCUUGUUACCCUGCAAAAGACCACCUGGGAUAUGACUAGAGCCGUUCAAGGACCUCAUAAUCCGUCGACGAUGGAUCUCCCGAUGCGUGGCGUUACGGUGCCAUCGCGUUCUCCUGCCUUGUCACAAAACUUCGGAAUGGAAAAUUCCAGCCGCUCCGUGCAACACUCUGUCAUUCAAAUCGGGUUCGAGCGCUCUGUGAUAAUCGACGAGCCUACUGAUGAGACGGGUAUAUUAAACGAGGGGAAGGACAGAAGGUCCUCAACUGGUCUUCAUGACCCCGUGGACAUUGAGGUCGGAGCGGGAAAAGGUUAUGAUGAAGAUAGCGUUGGCGCGGAUAUGGUGUGA
Molecule: messenger RNA, 1233 nt
Organism: Stereum hirsutum FP-91666 SS1
Lineage: Eukaryota; Fungi; Basidiomycota; Agaricomycetes; Russulales; Stereaceae
Exons: 7
Coding region: 1-1233 (410 amino acids)
Source: RefSeq, a predicted model, not a curated record